Molecule: messenger RNA, 600 nt
Organism: Trypanosoma rangeli
Lineage: Eukaryota; Euglenozoa; Kinetoplastea; Trypanosomatida; Trypanosomatidae
Exons: 1
Coding region: 1-600 (199 amino acids)
Source: RefSeq, a predicted model, not a curated record
AUGAUUAGACAUGGCCUCUUCGACGCCCCAUCGACACUGGACCCAUCCUCGGAGGUCCUAAAGGCCAUGCACGCACUAUACUGGCGUGGGGGUUUCCUUGGAACAUGCGUCGCGGUGUUGCCUCGUGUUUUGGUGACAGCGGGCCACCACUUCAACGCUGUGAAGGACGACGUGGGCGAUUUUGCAGUGCGACACCCAGAUAUGCCAGAAACCCACGUCGAACAUGCGUUGAAGAAUGGGGCCAAUGACAUCCUUGUCCUAUGGGUCGACACAGACAUGGACCAUAUCCCUUUGCGUGGUUUUCUCCCUCCACUGCAGGCACGUGUUGCCACGGUGUGGCUCUCGACAAAAUGGCCGCAUGAGACGAUCGUGUCGCCAGGAGUAGUGAUUGAAAGCACGCUGCUCAACUGUGUCGCACGCGGAACUGUCAGUACCAGCGGCUCCAGUGGGGCCCCUGUGAUAGACCACUUUGGGGAUCACGUUGUGGGCAUGCAUCUCACAUCUAAUACUCGCGAUGGCUCUCGAGUGUCUGGAUUUAUUCCGGCACGCAAAAUUGUGUCCAUACUUGCUGAAAUGGGUGUCAGCUGCCGUGCUGUCUGA